Messenger RNA from Pedinophyceae sp. YPF-701, 1473 nucleotides. NCBI's taxonomy places the organism in Eukaryota, Viridiplantae, Chlorophyta, Pedinophyceae. The record is from the annotation of a GenBank genome assembly.
AUGAUCGCCCGCACGGCUCUGCCGAACAGGGCGCUGGCCAGCGCGCCGGCCCAGCGGGCACGUUUUGUGGCUGGGCGCCGCAUGGUCCGUAGGAAUGUCGCCGCGGAGCGCAAGACGGACAAGCCGCUAGCGUUCGACGACGGCACGCUCGCGGACAUCGACCCGGAGAUGUACAACAUCAUCUGCGCGGAGAAGCAGCGCCAGGUCCACGGGCUCGAGCUCAUUGCCUCGGAGAACUUCACGUACCGCGCCGUCAACGAGGCCGUGGGGUCGUGCAUGACGAACAAGUACUCCGAGGGCUACCCGGGCAAGCGGUACUACGGCGGGAACGAGUUCAUCGACCAGGCCGAGACGCUGUGCCAGCAGCGCGCGCUGCAGGCCUUCCGCGCGGCCCCGGCGGAGUGGGGCGUCAACGUGCAGGUGCUCUCCGGGUCGCCGGCGAACUUCGCGGUGUACACGGCGCUCCUGCAGCCGCACGACCGCAUCAUGGGCCUCGACCUGCCGCACGGCGGCCACCUGACGCACGGCUUUUACACCCCCAAGAAGCGUGUGUCGGCGACGUCGAUCUACUUCGAGAGCCUCCCGUACCGCCUCGACGAGUCGACGGGGCGCAUCGACUACGACAAGCUGCGCGAGUCCGCGCUGCUGUUCCGCCCGAAGAUGAUCAUCGCCGGCGCCUCGGCGUACUCGCGCGACAUUGACUACAAGCGCAUGCGCGAGAUCUGCGACGAGGUCGGCGCGAUCCUGAUGGCCGACAUGGCGCACAUCUCCGGCCUCGUCGCCGCGGGCAUCGUCGACUCGCCCUUCGAGUACGCCGACGUCGUCACCACCACCACGCACAAGUCGCUCCGGGGCCCCCGCGGCGGCAUGAUUUUCUACAAGAAGGAGUUCGAGGCGGACAUCAACGGCGCGGUCUUCCCGGGCCUCCAGGGCGGCCCGCACAACCACACCAUCGCGGGCCUGGCCGUGGCGCUCAAGCGCGCGAUGGAGCCCGAGUUCAAGACGUACCAGGAGCAGGUCGUCAAGAACGCCCGCGCGCUCUCGGACCGCCUCGUCCAGCACGGCUACGACGUCGUGUCGGGCGGCACGGACAACCACCUGGUGCUGGUCGACCUCAAGUCGCACAACAUCGACGGGGCGCGCGUGCAGAAGAUCAUGGACAUGGUCCACAUCACGCUGAACAAGAACUCCGUCCCGGGCGACAAGUCCGCGAUGGUGCCCGGCGGCAUCCGCAUCGGGACGCCCGCGCUGACCACGCGCGGGUUUGUCGAGGACGACUUCCGCGCCGUGGCGGACCUGGUGCACCGCGGCGUGGAGAUCGCGGUGCGCUGCAAGGCCGCGACGCCCGCGCCCGCGAAGCUGAAGGACUUCAACGCGUACGUGGAGACCUCGGCGCGGUCGGACAUCGCCGCGCUGGCCGCGGACGUGCAGCAGCUGGCCGAGGGGUUCCCGAUGCCCGGCGUGUCGCCGUGA